Gallus gallus (chicken) is the source of this 653-nucleotide messenger RNA. It is a transcript of the gene NDUFAB1, whose product is annotated as NADH:ubiquinone oxidoreductase subunit AB1. Gene Ontology annotation, biological process: fatty acid biosynthetic process. Bases 18 to 470 code for a protein of 150 amino acids. Gene Ontology annotation, cellular component: mitochondrion. NCBI's taxonomy places the organism in Eukaryota, Metazoa, Chordata, Aves, Galliformes, Phasianidae. Gene Ontology annotation, molecular function: acyl binding; acyl carrier activity. The record is from RefSeq and is a predicted model, not a curated record. The transcript is spliced from 4 exons.
GCUGGGAUCAGGUCACCAUGGCGGCCCGUGUCCUCUCGGCCUGCGUCCGCCGCCUGCUGCCCCGUUCCAGCGCCGCCGCCGUCCCCGUCCCCCGCGCCGCGCUCGGCACGCUCUGUCCCGGCCGUCCGCGGGCCCAGCCGCCCGCCUUCCUCCCCGCGGUGCCGCCGGCGCUCCGGGCGGGCCCUGCGCCGUGCCGCCGCUACUCGGAGCUGCCGCCGCUCACGCUGGCCGACAUCAAGGAGCGCGUCCUCUACGUCCUCAAGCUGUACGACAAGAUCGACCCCGAGAAGCUGACGGCCGAGUCGCAUUUCAUGAAGGACCUGGGGCUGGACAGCCUGGACCAAGUGGAGAUCAUCAUGGCCAUGGAGGACGAGUUCGGCUUUGAAAUUCCUGAUGGAGAUGCAGAAAAAUUAAUGUGUCCACAAGAGAUAGUAGAUUACAUUGCAGAUAAGAAGGAUGUUUAUGAAUAAAAGCAGUUCUCCAAAGCAGAGAGAUGUCUACCACUAGGAUGGCCCUGAUGUCAGUGGGUAUAAGCGCACAUGCUGCACUGCUGCUGCUUUCAUCGGAAAGUUGUGCUUGGACGUUGUAUUUAAAGCUGUCUGAAUAUGUUGUCCUUUGAAAACGAGGAAAAAAGGAAUAAAUAUAUAAGACCA